GCGCAUCCGCAACAACAAUAACAACCACAGUAGCAGUACUAGCAAUAGCAACAACAGCAGCAGCAGCACAGCAGCAACAUUAUGAACUCGAGCACAAAGCACCUUUUGCACUGCACACUCCUUAUCACUGUGAUAAUAACAUUUGAAGUAUUCUCCGGUGGUAUUAAAAUCGACGAGAACUCAUUUACACUUGUCGAUCCAUGGACUGAGUACGGCCAAGUAGCCACUAUACUAUUGUACUUACUACGUUUUCUAACUUUCCUAACGCUGCCGCAGGUCUUAUUCAAUUUUUGCGGUCUCGUCUUCUACAAUGCCUUCCCCGAGAAGGUGGUGCUAAAGGGCAGCCCCAUAUUGGCGCCAUUCAUAUGCAUACGUGUGGUGACACGCGGCGACUUCGCCGAUUUGGUCAAGACGAAUGUGUUGCGUAACAUGAAUACCUGCCUGGAUACGGGUCUUGAGAAUUUCCUAAUCGAGGUGGUCACCGAUAAACCCGUCAAUUUGGCACAACAUCGUCGCAUACGUGAAAUUGUCGUGCCAAAAGAGUAUAAAACACGCACGGGCGCGCUGUUUAAGUCACGUGCUUUGCAAUAUUGUCUGGAGAAUGAUGUGAACGUGUUGAACGACAGCGAUUGGGUGGUGCAUUUGGAUGAGGAGACUUUGUUAACGGAGAAUUCGGUGCGUGGCAUUAUCAAUUUCGUUUUGGAUGGCAAACAUCCAUUCGGUCAGGGUCUCAUUACCUAUGCCAAUGAGAAUGUGGUCAAUUGGUUGACCACGUUGGCGGAUAGUUUCCGCGUCUCGGACGAUAUGGGCAAGUUACGCUUGCAAUUCAAAUUGUUUCACAAGCCAUUGUUUAGCUGGAAGGGUAGCUAUGUUGUUACGCAGGUUGGCGCCGAACGACAAGUGUCCUUCGACAAUGGCAUCGAUGGCUCCGUGGCCGAGGAUUGUUUCUUUGCAAUGCGCGCCUUUUCACAAGGCUACAGCUUCAACUUCAUCGAAGGUGAAAUGUACGAAAAGUCACCAUUCACGCUGCUCGAUUUCCUGCAACAACGCAAACGCUGGCUCCAAGGCAUACUACUGGUGGUACAUUCGAAAAUUAUACCGUUAAAGCACAAACUCUUGCUCGGCAUCAGCGUCUACUCCUGGGUAACUAUGCCCCUGUCCACAUCGAAUAUCAUUUUUGCCGGCCUCUAUCCGAUACCAUGCCCGAAUUUAGUCGACUUCGUUUGUGCUUUCAUUGCCGCCGUCAACAUUUACAUGUAUGUCUUCGGUGUGAUAAAGUCGUUUUCACUGUAUCGUUUUGGCUUGAUGAAAUUUAUGGCCUGUGUGCUGGGCGCCGUUUGCACCAUACCCGUGAAUGUGGUUAUUGAAAAUAUAGCUGUCAUUUGGGGUCUAUUCGGCAAGAAGCAUAAAUUCUAUGUGGUACAAAAGGAUGUGCGAGCAAUGGAAACUGUGUGAGCGGCUGGUCACAUACGUAUAUGUUUAUGGGAAAUUUUUUUGGCUGCGGCUGUAAUAGCCGCCAUGUAAGCAUUAUGAAUGUGCUCUACAGGACUUACACCCUGAAACUCAACUACCAAAAA
Molecule: messenger RNA, 1577 nt
Organism: Bactrocera tryoni
Lineage: Eukaryota; Metazoa; Arthropoda; Insecta; Diptera; Tephritidae
Product: beta-1,4-mannosyltransferase egh
Exons: 3
Coding region: 82-1455 (457 amino acids)
Cellular component (GO): cytoplasm
Molecular function (GO): beta-1,4-mannosyltransferase activity
Source: RefSeq, a predicted model, not a curated record